GCAGUGGCUUCACUUUCCGAGACUCCGGGCGGCCGCACGCAGCAGCCGCGGGCGGCGAAGGUCGGGAGCCGGGGCCGGAUCGGCUGUAGGGGUGGCGGCGUCGGCGCUGAGGCUGAGUCACUGAUGUUUGACUCUUUGAUCCAGGAUUCGCAAUGUCCACGGAGGCACAGAGAGUCGAUGACAGUCCAAGCACUAGUGGAGGAAGCUCUGAUGGCGACCAGCGUGAAAGUUUGCAGCAGGAGCCAGAAAGAGAACAAGCGCAGCCUAAGAAGAAAGAAGGGAAAAUAUCGAGUAAGACAGCUGCUAAAUUGUCAACGAGUGCUAAGAGAAUUCAGAAGGAACUUGCAGAAAUUACCUUGGAUCCUCCUCCCAACUGUAGGAACCCCAGCCCCAUCAUGGGGAAGGUCCCACCAGUGCGAAGGCCCCACAUGCGAUUCCCUCCCCUAGUGAGGGAAUGUAGCCCUGAAGAGGAGCACUCCUGCCCACUCAGCCUACUGCUGCCACUGCUUCCCUGCCACGUUACCUUCCGAACAAGAAUCUACCACUGUAAUAUAAACAGCCAGGGAGUUAUCUGUCUGGACAUUCUGAAAGACAACUGGAGUCCAGCUCUGACUAUUUCUAAAGUUCUCCUCUCCAUCUGCUCACUCCUCACAGACUGCAAUCCUGCUGACCCUCUGGUGGGGAGCAUCGCCACACAGUACAUGACCAACAGAGCAGAGCAUGACCGGAUGGCAAGACAGUGGACCAAGCGGUACGCCACAUAGGUAGGGGCUUGCUGCCGCCUGUGCCCUGCCCGCUGGACCUGUGCAAGCACAUUCACCAAGUGCAUCGAUAGCCCUGCCCACCCUCUGGACCUCGGUUCCUAUGUUCCUAUUUUUAUUAAAUCUUGAACCGUUUUAUGAUGGUAUGUCACCACCACCCCUUCCCUCCUUUCUCCCUUCUCCUAUCCCCCUCUCAUUUUACUCCCUUUUUGAUUUCUAUUAACUUGGAAGUUUGGGGAUUUUUACUCCAUCUUAACUUGGAUGGGAAUUUUUUUGUUUUCAGUGCAAAAACUGUUGGAUGUGUCUCAGUAAGAGCUUAUAAAAGCUUUGUAUUACUAUGUGGUUUUGUUUUUUUUGUUGUUUCAUUUUGAUUUUUUUUUCCUUUUAUGUGAUCUUUGGGAAAACACAAAUUCAGAAGUAUAUCUCGUUUCUACUUAAGUGUAUUGCUUAGGGUUAAGUUUUUUUGUACUGAAGUCUUUAUUGGUGGGUGCAUGCUACUGGGAACAAGUUUUGUACAAAAGCUUCCAUCAGAAUCACUGUGCAUUACUGAGACUCUGUUUAUCACUAGCUUUCUGCUCCCCUGCCCCACCCCCGCCUUCUGAAGACUGUUUGGACUGAACAAAAUAAUAUGUAUUUUGAUUUACUUAAAGUGCUUGUAAAUUUCUUAGGGACCUGCCACUUUUGACUGUGGAUCAGUUGCUGUGCACUUGUAUUAUUAAAGCACUCAAUAAAUCACUGUGGCUGAUAAAUAAAUGCA
Molecule: messenger RNA, 1518 nt
Organism: Erinaceus europaeus (western European hedgehog)
Lineage: Eukaryota; Metazoa; Chordata; Mammalia; Eulipotyphla; Erinaceidae
Gene: UBE2E2
Product: ubiquitin conjugating enzyme E2 E2
Exons: 6
Coding region: 153-764 (203 amino acids)
Biological process (GO): protein polyubiquitination
Cellular component (GO): nucleus
Molecular function (GO): ubiquitin conjugating enzyme activity
Source: RefSeq, a predicted model, not a curated record